Messenger RNA from Drepanopeziza brunnea f. sp. 'multigermtubi' MB_m1, 282 nucleotides. RefSeq lists its product as uncharacterized. Lineage: Eukaryota; Fungi; Ascomycota; Leotiomycetes; Helotiales; Drepanopezizaceae. The record is from RefSeq and is a predicted model, not a curated record. Gene Ontology annotation, cellular component: mitochondrion. Gene Ontology annotation, biological process: mitochondrial respiratory chain complex I assembly; electron transport chain.
AUGCGUCUUACAAGUGUACGAAGGGCUGCUCCUCGAGCAAACCUCACGGGCUUUGAUCCAAAGGCAUACGCCGCCGCCGCCGGAAAACCCAAGAACGACCCCUGGGCGAGAGCUGAGGCGUGGCGAUACAGCGGACCAUUCACACGAGCCAACCGAUUUAAAGGCAGCUUCCCAGGCCUGGGUAUUGCGACAGUGGCAUUUGCGGCAUACUGCGGAUACGAACACUUCUUUCUGAGUGAUGAUCAUGGACAUGGGGAGGGUCACGGAGAGGGACACCAUUAG